GUUGAUUGGAUCAGUGAGCUAUAGAUCAAAUUUUGUAUGGGAUUAUGCAGUUUUUUUAAAUCAGAUGCUUGAGUUUAGAUCCAAAUAACUGGAAUUGUGACUGUUUCUGCAUUCACUAUGGGACUCCAGGUGCCACCCACUGAAACAAUGAAAGAAGAAAUUGCUGCCACAGUAGUUUUCAUCACCCGACUAGUAAAGAGAAAUGAGAAAUUCAGCAAGCAGAAAAUAGAGAAAUUUGGGAACAAACUGACCAAGAUAUUGUUUGAAAAAUACAAAGAUCACUGGUACUGGACAAAUCCACCCAAAGGACAAGCCUACAGGUGCAUCAGGGUGAACAGGAAUCAGCCUCGGGAUCCUAUCCUUUUUCAGGCCUGUGUAGAAAGCAAUAUUGAAUAUUCGUCUCUGGAGCUGCCUCAAGAACUCACCAUCUGGGUGGACCCAUAUGAAGUGUGGUGCAGGUGUGGAGAGAAGAACCAGCCAUUCAUUGUAACAAAACUGGAGGAAAAGAGCACAGAUGUGAAAAUCUCCAAGCACAUCAGCCAUGCUACGGAGCGUGUUACCUCUGAGGAUGUGCUAGAGAAAUACUCAGAUGAGGAAGGCUACAAUGAGGAGCAGAAUGCACUCUGUACUGUGAGCAACGCCUAUGGGGAAGCAGAAGGCUUCAGUGAAGUUGGAGAUAUGACCAUACCAAUUGUGAGCAACCCAAACAGUAUUUACCAGGUGGAAGACUACAAUGGAGUAAGAUAUCAUGGUGAAAUACCCCAGACCAUCCCCACUGUGAUUAAUCCAAACAGCAUCUACCAGUACAACUACUACACAUAUCCUGCAGCUGGCUGGCCUAGAUUUGUUCCCAGAAAAUCAUAUGUAGAAGAUUGUAAUGGCUACUACGCUCCCCAGAAAAUCUACAAAAUGUACAGAGUUUCGAAUAUGUUCACUGUUCCCUAUGUUGAUCGGUAUCAUUGGGUGAAUACCAAGCGCUGAUCUCUCCUUAUCCUCUCCUCUCCUCUGUCUGUCUGUCUUAUUGUUAAGUUAACUUUCUGGCAAUAUAGGUGAUUCUGAGUAGUCUAGUGUUCUGACAUACUAAGGGAGAUGGAUUUAAAAUGUUUCAUCAUUAAUCUCAACUACGUAUUUACAUGCUUUCUUAACUUUGGACAAAUUUUAUUAUAUAUAUGAUAAAAAUUCUUACUACAGAUGUCUAUAUAAUAGGUGAGUGUUUAACUUGCCAACUAAGCAGUUUUAAGGCUCAAAUGGAAAUGUUUGAAAAUGUUUAUUGAAUAAAAAGCCAUUCUUUUAAACUUGGAGCAAUGCUUUCUAACUUGUG
Hypanus sabinus (Atlantic stingray) is the source of this 1321-nucleotide messenger RNA. It is a transcript of the gene btg4, whose product is annotated as B-cell translocation gene 4. The coding region runs from base 118 to 981 and encodes 287 amino acids. The transcript is spliced from 5 exons. Gene Ontology annotation, cellular component: cytoplasm; nucleus. The record is from RefSeq and is a predicted model, not a curated record. Gene Ontology annotation, biological process: negative regulation of mitotic cell cycle; negative regulation of cell population proliferation. Lineage: Eukaryota; Metazoa; Chordata; Chondrichthyes; Myliobatiformes; Dasyatidae.